AGCAAAGCAAAGCAAAACUCUGGUAUCAUUCGUGUUUGUACUGUCGUGUCGUCUACAAUCACCGUGUUUUAACAAUUUCCAAUCAUGGCUCCAGGAGGUAAAUCUGCAGGAAAAGCAAUGAAAAAAUCGUCCGGCAAGGCUCAAAAGAACAUCGCCAAAUCCGACAAGAAGCGCAAGCCAAAGAGGAAAGAAUCGUACGCCAUCUAUAUCUACAAAGUAUUGAAGCAAGUACAUCCCGAUACUGGCGUCUCCUCGAAGGCUAUGAGCAUCAUGAACAGUUUCGUCAACGAUUUGUUCGAACGUAUCGCCGCAGAAUCCAGUCGUUUGGCUCACUACAACAAACGUUCGACAAUUACUAGUCGGGAAAUCCAAACUGCCGUCCGAUUACUUUUACCCGGUGAAUUGGCUAAGCACGCAGUCAGUGAAGGUACAAAAGCCGUCACUAAAUACACCAGUUCCAAAUAAAUUGAUAUUCAUUUUGGGAAUCCUGACAAUUAAAACGGCCCUUUUCAGG
Messenger RNA from Rhopalosiphum padi (bird cherry-oat aphid), 514 nucleotides. Its product is annotated as histone H2B-like. Gene Ontology annotation, molecular function: structural constituent of chromatin; DNA binding; protein heterodimerization activity. Gene Ontology annotation, cellular component: nucleosome. Bases 85 to 465 code for a protein of 126 amino acids. NCBI's taxonomy places the organism in Eukaryota, Metazoa, Arthropoda, Insecta, Hemiptera, Aphididae. The transcript has a single exon. The record is from RefSeq and is a predicted model, not a curated record.